UCUUCAUUGCAGAAAUGACGUCCAUCGACACAGGCGAAUUGCAACUAACCUCACAAACGGUGGAACCUGACGUGACAUUACUUCAGCGGUUGAAGGAUACAUUGAAAACAAAUCCGUACUUCAAUGCAGGAGCAGGCCUAGCUGGAAUAGGUCUAGCUAUGGGAGCCCUUCGUCGGCUUACAAUCAUUGGUAAUGCAUACUUUCGACGCAGAUUCAUGAUCUCGCUCCAAAUUAAUAAUGAAGACGCUGCAUAUCCAUGGCUGUUAGAUUUCAUUAACAGAAGAAGUGCAAGACAGACUAGAAAUUUAUCAGUUAACACGAUGAUUUCUCAGUCAGAAAGCGGAAAAACAGCUAUGCAAAUCUCAUAUCUGCCAGGGCAUGGCCAACAUUUCUUCGUGCACAAGUAUCGAUGGAUCAAAGUAGAACGACAACGAGAAAAACAAACAAUUCAGAGGGAUGGCUAUCGUACGCCCUUCGAGACCGUUACUCUAACUACAUUGGGAACAGAUCCAGCAUUCUUGAAAAAUAUGCUUGAGGAGGCAUCCUUGGAAGCUGUUGCUAAGAAAGAAACUGGUUUGGUAGUGUACCAAGCUGUCGGUCCGCAAUGGAUCCGUUUUGGCGCACCAAGGCGAAAAAGGGAUGUACACACUGUAGUUCUUGAUGGAAAUAUUGCACAAGAGCUUGUAGAAGAUCUCAAGGAGUUCAUCGAAUCCUCUGAAUGGUAUACAGAGCGCGGAAUUCCAUACCGAAGGGGAUAUCUGUUUUAUGGUCCACCAGGGACAGGAAAGAGCAGCUUCAUAUCGGCAUUGGCUAGUCAUUUUGGAUACAGCGUCUGUAUGCUGUCUCUUAGUGAACGGACGCUUGAUGAUGACAGAUUGAAUCAUCUGCUGAACACAGCUCCAGUGAACAGCGUUGUGAUUCUAGAGGACAUCGAUGCUGCUUUCGGGACUAGAGCCGAUCCCAUGAAUAAUCAACCAGCUUAUCAAGGUAUGACAAGGGUGACUUUCUCUGGCUUGCUCAAUGCAAUAGACGGCGUUGGAUCCGCUGAGGAAAGAAUUUUGUUUAUGACCACCAACUAUGUAGAGAGGCUGGAUCCCGCUUUGAUUCGUCCUGGACGAGUAGAUAGGAAGCAGUUGUUUGGUAACGUAACCAGGAGUAUGGCGCAAAAGAUGUUCAGUCGUUUCUAUGGCCUAGCCGAAGACGAUGCACUUUGUGAAGAGUUUGUAGAACGCGUAUUUUCACUUGGCUGCGAGUUAUCUCCCGCGCAGUUACAAGGGCAUUUUCUUCUAUACAAACAAUCACCACGGAUAGCGAUGGAGCGUGUGGCCGAUCUCAAUGCCUCUGCGAAAUAAUAAUGGAUGUAGUACUAGAUAACUUCAUUGCCCGCGAUUAGGGUAUGUAUAUAUAGGAUAUUUUUUUUUGUGAUAUAUCGCUGUACUGCCAACUUGUACAAUUAUUUAGUGUAAUAAUGCAAA
This is a messenger RNA of Cylicocyclus nassatus, 1475 nucleotides long. The record is from the annotation of a GenBank genome assembly. Lineage: Eukaryota; Metazoa; Nematoda; Chromadorea; Rhabditida; Strongylidae.